Xyrauchen texanus (razorback sucker) is the source of this 3353-nucleotide messenger RNA. RefSeq lists its product as uncharacterized. The transcript is spliced from 4 exons. The coding region runs from base 305 to 3106 and encodes 933 amino acids. NCBI's taxonomy places the organism in Eukaryota, Metazoa, Chordata, Actinopteri, Cypriniformes, Catostomidae. The record is from RefSeq and is a predicted model, not a curated record. Gene Ontology annotation, molecular function: 3'-5'-RNA exonuclease activity.
CAGGGCGGGAGGGGGCGGGGCAGGGGCGUGAUCGGCUCGGAAUGCAUUUUCAAUGUGCACAUUGAAUUUUGCUACAUUCAUUGCGGGACAUUUUAUGAAAAUGCAAUCGCAAGUGUCUUGACUAGAAGCCUCAGAGCAACAUGUGACUCAACACGGAAGUAAAUGUAGAGUGGAUUUCGCUCAACAUCGAAGAGAAAUCCACGCUGCACAACACACCUACAGGGAAGGAAAACCACUGUAGCAAUUCAUAACGUGAUCUUCACCAGAUGGUUUAAAAAAACAAGCCAAGCUUGGGUGUGCAACAAUGGAGGACCUUCAAGACUUUGCUUCCUCUAGUGUGAGCGCUAAGACCAUUGCUGCUGAGCUCAAAGAUGAUUUCUAUUCCAAGUUUGUUGAUGACUUCCUUGGUGAUCAUAACGGAGGCCUUCUGGAGUUAAAUGAAAAGCCGUUGAAAAACCGCAUGUUGGUUCAGAUUGGGCUGAUGAGAGAGGAGCGUGAGAUUUCAUGGGUCAAUUUAAUACAAUGGCUCCAAAAGAUUAUCCCAACACAUCAGUUUGCUGAUUUCCGCAGCUUGAUUGAGAGGAGCACCACAACAGUUUUGAGCUUAAAAGGGGAUGCCAGGGAGAACUUUCUUAAGUCAAACGUAAACUUUGAAUUUGUUGGACCUAUAUGUGAUUGUAUUGGAAUCGGAAGAAAAGAUUUACUUGAAAAAUCUGAUUUCUCAGAUCAUGCAAAAUUAACGGGCCUCACAAAUGGCCUUGUUCUAGAAUUGGUUAACUUUAUAGCAAGAGAAAAAUUAGAUCCAGUUGUCUUGGUGUCUUGGAUUCGUAACUUUGAGCCGUUAUUCUGUAAGGAUGGCAAAAUCAGAAAAGCUUACAGACUUUUGCGGACAAAUCUUAAGAAUUUUAAGAUUCAGGUCCGCAACAAUCAGAAAAGCCACAAGAGGAGGCGUGGAUUGUUGGAUGAAUUCCUUCAGAGUCCAUUUGAUCUUUCUCUCAAUGCUGUUGCUGAUGGUCAUGAAUACAGGAGGGGCACAAUGAUCAAGGCACAUGCAAAGAAGAAGCGACGCAUUGCUGUGAUCAAGGAGGAAGAUGAGCCCGUUGUUGUUUCCCAGAGAGAUUGCCUUGAUGAGACUGUGGAACAGCAGUCACAGCCUGAACCUGAUCACAACAAAAUGCCCCAUGUGAUCAGUACAAAAGAGAAACAAGGAACACGGAGCCAUAAAAGACAGGCACAGUCACUAGAUGAGGUGGAAGAAGACCCAAGAACUGAUAUAGGUGACUGUGUCACACUGCUUGAUAUCUCUGUGUUGUCUUUGCAAAAGCUUGCAGACAUGUAUGGAGGCAAGAAUGAAGCUGCUAAGGCAGUGUCAAUGGAUCUACUUCAAAAUCACUUUUCCACAAUGCUAAAGGAAGAUGCCAACUUGAGGUCCCUCAAUCAAAAAGUAAUGGCCUGUGCCUCAUCCAAGGGAGGCGCCCCUCUGGUUGUGGCACCUUUGAAUUUUCUGAAUUACAUCUGCCUAUUCUUUUCAGAUCUCAUUGAUGUUAUUGAGCAGCAAAUGAUGUCAUUUGAGAAAGAUUUUGUGAACACCACUGGAGUGAAACUUGGACGUGACAAGCACCCCAGAUUUAAGAGUUUUCUGAACUUUGACGAGAGUGCUGUGUCACGUUACAUUCACAUGGUUUCUGAACUUUUAUGUCCAGUUGAGGAGACUACCCCUAACUACCGCAGGCACUGGCUUGCUUUUUGCAUUGAGAGAAAUAACCCUUCCAAACUGCCUAUCAAUAGGUCGAAUCGUCUCAUUAACUACUUCGAAGCAGCUGUGGGGCUUCUUCACCAUUAUGAAGAUGUUGCUCUUUUUGUAUCUGAACUGCAGCUUCUAAGUAACGUUUCUGAUAUUGUCUUGGAGAGCGUAAAUGCUGAUGCAAGUGACGAGGCUAUGCAGGCGCUUGUCUGUGUGCUUGCCAUUGUCUACCUUAAAGUCUUGGGACCCUUUUGGCAGCUACUCAAGAGUGAUGGAGAAUAUCAUCUUUUCAAUCGGUACAUACUUUGCCUGUAUGAAAAGCUCUUGGAAUGGUCUCAAGAUGCAAGGUGUCUUUUGCAACCAGAAGCUCAUUUGAAUGUGUUCUUACAGCUUCCAAUACAAGAGAGAUAUUUUGAGGGAGUGUUCACGUAUUGCCGUCUUAAUGCAGAGAACCAGAAUGGUACUCUCGUAAGAGCUUGUUUACAGAAGAUGGUGAAAGCCCUUGCAGCUGUGAUGGAGGACAAUCUCCGAGAUUUCUUACCUGGAGGGAAGCUCUGCAAAGAACUGCCUGUCGACAUAACUGCUCAAAUGGCAAACUCCACAUUUUCACAGUUAAUGGGUGAAUACUCCUUCGGUCAUUCAUACCCCUAUGAGAAGAACAGGCCUGAUAAAAGUCCUGGACAGACAGCGAGUAGCGUUUCAGAAGAGGUAGAAAGAGAACUUCCUUCCAAAGUGUCGCCAGAUAGACCUACACCACCUGUGGUCAUGUUAGCUCCAGCUGAAUCCAUUGAAAAGCAUCAAGAAGCAUUGCACCGGCACCACAUGUUUAAAGGAGAACAUCUCCAUAAUACAGAAAAAAUGAAGGUGCUUCGGCAGAAGCAAGAAACUCAGGAUCACAUUUAUAGAAAAACAAUUGUUGGAGCGGUUUCAAAAAAAGGUGGCCCGUGUAAAAGUAAGCAAGAUGUUGACCGAUUGCUAGCAAAAGUAGAAGGUGCAAGCCAUGCACAGAAAUGUGAGGCCAUUCGCUGUGAACUGAACUACCAGAAGUGCAUCACUGGUUCCAGAGACAACAAGUUAGAUAACAUAGGUUUUGCUUUGUCAGACAUGGUCUCUACACUGAAGGAUGUCUUGCCAAAUGAGAGUUCUCAAAUUAUUACACCAGUGCAAAAUUUGGUUGAUGAUGUAGAAAAUCAGACAAUCACAGUGAGUUGUGAUGCAUUGAGUCAUACAGCACACCCAGGCCCUCAAAACACAGUCACUGGUCAGCAAACUCAAAACAGGUGUAUCAACAAAAGUAUUGAUAUAACGACUAAAAGCACAGUUGUUUCCCAUAGUUACAGGGAGAACUUUGAAUUUCCUUGAUUGUUUCAUUACUUGAUGAAAAGGUGUUGAGAAAAUGCUAUUUGCAUUUUUUUUUUUUUUCUGCAUAUGAUAAUGUAUUUGUAGAAGUUCAGUGUCUAAUAAGCUUGUUUUAUUAGCCCUUGAUGUACUUUUAUUAUUAUCAUAAUAGUUCUUUUUUUAUUAUCUGUUUUAUAGGACAUAGUUACAUUACAUAAUAAAAAAAUGUUUUUAGCAACCUCAUUGUCUUGACUUUUAAAAAUAAAUAUGU